CUGCCUGCUCGUGGCCGCCGUGACUCUUCAGGCGUGAAUAGGGUGAAGCUGCGGUGUCGUUGUUCGCUUAUACGUCGUGUCGAAGGGGCACAGCUCGCUUCGGGUUCAUCGUGUCAGGUGCAGAGCAGCUGGGUGUCAGCAUGUCGUACAUCCCAGGGCAGCCGGUCACUGCCGUCGUGCAACGCAUUGAAAUCCACAAACUGCGCCAAGGUGACAACUUGAUCCUGGGUUUCAGUAUAGGAGGAGGAAUAGACCAAGACCCAGGACAGAACCCCUUCUCUGAGGAUAAGACAGACAAGGGAAUCUAUGUUACAAGGGUGACAAAAGGAGGACCAGCAGAUGUUGCAGGCCUAAUGAUUGGAGACAAAAUCAUGCAGGUCAAUGGCUGGGACAUGACCAUGGUGACCCAUGACCAGGCACGGAAGAGGCUUACCAAGAAAAAUGAAGAUGUCGUGAGGCUGCUGGUGACCAGGAAAUCUCUGGAGGAGGCUGUGAGGAAUUCCAUGAUGUAGUAACUCCAUACUGUAGAAACGAUGCAAAAAUGUAUCCCAAACUUUAUUCAAUGACAGGCUCUUCUAGAUGGCCUUCAGUUCCUUUUCUUAUUGGUAAUAAUGUAGUUAAAUUGACAGUCUUCCAGUAAAUAUCCUAUUGUUCCAUAUUUCAUUUGGUCACAUUCUUAUAAAAUACUUGCCUUUAAUUUACAAAUUUGAGUUUCUGGACUUUUUUGUAAUGUUAACAGAUUAUGGCAUGACACUGUAAAAUUUUAAGUAAAUUUAAGUAAUCAGUACUACAGGACAUAUUGAACAAAGUUAAUCUUGGGCUGAAAAUUAAAAAAAAAAAAAAAAAAAAAACUGAAGUCUACCGUUAUAACAUGCUGAUAUGAUUUUUAAUGGCAUAACAAAGAAAUGUCAUAGAAUAUUAUGUUCUUAUCUGGUUUUACUUAAUCAGUCGCCAACUACUGCAGUUUCUAUAUGUUACAUGAAAUCAACCUUUUGUUAAAUUUUUCGCGCGCACACACACACACACACACACACACACACACACACACACA
Messenger RNA from Scleropages formosus (Asian bonytongue), 1051 nucleotides. RefSeq names its product Tax1 (human T-cell leukemia virus type I) binding protein 3 (gene tax1bp3). Gene Ontology annotation, biological process: cell-cell adhesion; neurotransmitter receptor transport, endosome to postsynaptic membrane; neurotransmitter receptor transport postsynaptic membrane to endosome. Gene Ontology annotation, molecular function: protein kinase binding. Lineage: Eukaryota; Metazoa; Chordata; Actinopteri; Osteoglossiformes; Osteoglossidae. Gene Ontology annotation, cellular component: postsynaptic density; basolateral plasma membrane; adherens junction. Bases 141 to 512 code for a protein of 123 amino acids. The transcript is spliced from 4 exons. The record is from RefSeq and is a predicted model, not a curated record.